UCUUUUUAGUCUUCGUAAUAUCAAUGUUUCUGUACGAAGCCUCUGUGCUACAUCUGGUGGAGGAGAGCAGCCCGAAACCGGGGAUAGUACAAUGAAGCCGUGCGUCCAUCUCCGAGACAAAGCAGCAGGAUGCUACGAAAGGACGGUAUUUCUCACAAAUCAGGGACAUUUCACUUGAACUCACCAAGAGGCCAAACAAAGAAUGAAGCCUCUGCAUGACAAGCUAUGACCAACAGAACAACACUGUAGAACUCACAUUGCAAAGGGAAGACUUAAGAAUGAAGACCAAGUAUGCAAUCGUCUUUAUCUGUAUUGUGGCCCUGGUCAUCAUUGAAAAGGAAAGCAACAUCCUUUCUAGGGUCUCUGACAGAUUGAUCCAGAGGCAGAUGCCGCAGCAGCAGGAUUUCAGCAACAUAACACAAAAGGGCUCCUUGAUGGCACUCAAAAUGCUGCUGUCGCGACUCUCUGGUACAAAAAGGGAUAGCUCAAAUUACUCAGAGGAGGAAGAGGAGGAACAACUGGAUGAUUCGGGGACAUACAGCUACGCCGGUGGCCAUAAGCACGUAUUACUCUUGGCCACCACACGGACAGGUUCCUCAUUUGUGGGGGAAUUUUUUAACCAGCACGGGGAGAACAUGUUCUAUCUGUUUGAGCCACUGUGGCAUGUCGAGCGCAUGCUGACCCCGGCUGCAGAGGCAAACAAUGGGACAGUGUUGUCGGGAAUUUACCGAGAUGUACUCCAGGGGCUUUUCCUGUGUGAUUUCUCACCUCUUGAGAAGUUCAUCUCUCCCUCACCUCAGGACCAUGUCACCCCAUCUCUUUUCCGCAGAGAGUCUAGUUUAUCACUCUGUGAAGAACGGGUCUGCAGUCCUGUAAUCAGAGAUGUUUUUGAGAGGUAUCACUGUAAGAGUCGUCGCUGUGGGCCACUGAACCUAACUCUUGCAUCUGAAUCCUGCCUUUCCAAACAACACCAUGCCAUUAAGACUGUUCGUGUGCAUCAGCUGGACACCCUGCAGCCUUUGGUAGAGGACCCUCGCUUGGAUAUCAAAGUUAUCCAGCUAGUUCGAGAUCCAAGAGCUAUCUUAGCAUCGCGCAUGGUGGCGUUCUCUUCAAAAUAUCACACGUGGAAGGCUUGGGCGCAGAACGGCCAGGUGCCCGAAGAUGAUGAGGAGGUGAAGAGGCUCAAAGGAAACUGUGAUCACAUUAGGAUGUCUGCAGAGGUUGGACUGAGCCAACCUCACUGGCUCAGGAACCGCUACAUGCUGGUCCGCUAUGAGGAUAUCGCCCUCUACCCUAUGCAAAAGGCAGAGGAGAUGUACAAGUUUGCAGGGAUACCAUUUAGUUCCCUGGCCAGGGAGUGGAUACUGAGGAACACCCAGACCACACAGAAAGCCAGUGGGAUUUACUCCACUCAGAAGAACUCAUCAGAGCAGGCAGAGAAAUGGAGAUUUACAAUUCCCUUUACAUUGGCUCAGGUAGUUCAGAGAGUGUGUGGACCCACCAUGAAGCUGUUCGGGUACAGAUUUGUGAAUGAUGAAAUGACACUGACCAACAAGUCCAUUAGUUUGCUUGAGGAGAGAUUAUUUAAUUAAUCAGGAGGUCAACAUGCAGCUGUGAAACUGCAAAAUACUGCAUGGCAUGCAGUGCAUGUGAGCUAGCAGAAGCCAUUACUGUUCAGAUCAAAACUGUUAAACAAAGGUGCCAUAAAAAUACAAACAAAGGUGCCUCACAUGUAGGCCAUACAGUAAGAUGCUCGCCAAUGAUGUGCCUCAUUGAAAUAAUGAAAAACUACUUGAUAAAGGGAAGUAUUUAUUUGCAUACUGUGUUCACUGAGUAGCCUGAAGAUUAAACUUCGUUUCAUGCUCUUUAUUUCAUUUAGAAAUGAAACAAGCAUAGAUAUCAAGGCCAAAUGUGACAGAUUAUUGUGUAGGAUUUUUUCUUAAUCUUCAUGGUUGAAUUUUAAGCGACACACUUAAAGUGAAAGUUAUGUGCAUAUGUUUUCUAAGGGAAAUUUUGUCUUAGAGGAUCCUAAGAUCUUUUCUUAAUAACACCCAGUUUGGCUGGUUUCAAUUUUUCAUACAUCAGCAUUAGUCUAGGCAUUUGCUAGAGUUAUGUUCGAGUAGACAUGAUGUGCUGUGAUAGAGUUUUGCAAAUCUUACUCAGGAAAAGUAUGUUGUGUCUCGAUGACAAUCACUGAUAUUUUCUCAACAGAGUGCUGUGUACGAGAACAGGUUCUUCUUUUGAAAACUCUGAGAUUAGAGAAGAUAAAUUAAGAUUUAUUUAUCAAUUUAAAGAUGAUAUAUGAGAAGUAGUAACACUCAUAUGAAAUAUCUACUCAACUAUUUUUUUGUUUUGUUUUUUUAUUUCUAGCCAGCAGCCUUAACUGCAUCUGUAGUAAAGUAUUUCCCACUUCUCUAAACGUCCAAGUAGGUUUUGUUUAAUUUUGUUGCUUGCGUGAGAGCUGAUCUGUUCUUAUGUUGGUCAUUAAAUGUAAGGUUUUUUUGUUUUCUUUUAAAUCACACAACAACUCAAAGUAAUAAAAUCACCCAAAAAUAUUAAGACCUGCAGAAUCCACCCUGUAAAGAUGUGUUGUGUUUUGAUAUGACCUGUGUAGGUUCACUCACUGGCCAAUUCAUUUGGUACACUUGUUCAGCUGCUUGUUAACACAAAUAUCUAAUCAGCCAUUCACAUGGCAGCAACUUGAUGCAUUUAGUUAUGUAUGCUGAAGUUCAAAUUGAGCAUCUGAAUGGGGAAGAACGGUGAUUUAAGUGACUUUCAUGCUGUUGGUGCCAGAUACGCUGGUCUGAGUAUUUCAGAAACUGAUCUGCUGGGAUUUUUCCAAUAACCAUCUCUAGGAUGGAGGGGAAAUGAUCUGAAAAAGAGAAAAUAUCCAGUAAGCUGCAGUUCUCUGGAAGAAAAUUCCUUGUUGAUGCCAGAGGCCAGAGGGGAAUGGCAUGACAGGUUUGAGCAGAUAGGAAAGCAGUAGUAACUCAAACACUCAUUGAAGCCAAGCUAUGCAGAAGAGCAUCUUUAAGUGGAAAACCCAUCAAAUCUUUAAGCAGAUGGGUCAAAACAGCGGAAAACCACAUCUGAUGCCAAUCCUGUCAGCUACAAACAGGAAACUCAGGCUAUGGGACAAAAAAGAUUUUAAAAUUACGUUAUUUGAUCUUAUGAAUCUAAAUUUCUGCUGUGACAUUUGGAUGAUAGGGUCAGAAUUUGGCAUAAACAACCUGAAAGCAUAAAUUCAUCCUGCCUCGUGUCAAUGGGUCAGCCUGGUGGUGGCAGUUUAAUGGUGUGGGGGAUAGUGUUUUAGCAUGCUUUAGACCUGUUAGUACCAGCUGAGUAUUGUUUAAACAUCACAGGCUUCCUUGAAUAUUGUUGCUGAUCACGAGCAUUAUUGAUAACCAUCUUCCAUGUGUCCAUCUUCUGAUGGCUGUUUCCAGCACAGAAGGACCAUGUAACAAAGUUCAAAUCAUCUUAAAACUGGUUUCUUUAACAUGUCACUGUCCUCAAAUGGCUUCUAAAGCCACCAGAUUUCAAUCCACUCCUUUUGGUAUGCUGUGGAAUGCGAGAGUCACAUCACAGAUGUGAAAUCUGCAACAACUAUGAGAUGCUAUCAAUGCAAUAUGAAUCAUAAUUUCUGAAGAAUGUUUCCAGCAUCCGUUUGAAUCUAUAACACAUUGAACUAAAGCAGUUUCAAGUAAUAGCAAGAUAUACCUAAUGAAGUCGCUGAUGAGUGUAUACAGCCUAUGACUUUAAGUGAAACCCAGGUGGUGCUGGCUUAACUGUGAGUCUUGAUAAAAUAUGAAGUUAAGCACUGAGACUUCAGAUAAAUGGCAACAUUGUGCUCAGUUUGGCUGUGGCUUUAUUGAAGCAGCUGUGAAAGGCAUAUGUUUCAGAAUUUCACGGAGCUUCACUUACCUUCAUUUUAAAAACAUACAUAUGAAUUCAUAUAUAUGUGUGACAUACUGAAGCCAGAACAACUAAUUUUGUAGCUCAAACAGUGGGUGUAGUCACAGUGCAACAUAGUAUGCAUUUAACUAAUGCAGCUAUUCGGAGUGGGAAUACAUGCAGUUCCUUUUUUUUGGUGGGGAGGAAUACAGAUGUGCAGUUUCUCCCUGUUUAUGGAUGAUUGCAAAAAGGUUAAUAAGGAACAGAGGCUAUUGCCAACAUAACUUCAAAGUUUUUAAUGUGGCAAAAAAACAAAGAAAAUCAGAAAAAGUUUGAGUCUAAGUCAAUUCACCAAAGGAAAUCUGUUCUUAAGUCUUACUUUGGCUAAUUUAAUUAGUUGCACAUUUUAGUUCUUUGAAUACUGAAAUACUAAAAUUUUUCUUUUUUACAGCUCAGAUGUAGUUCUUUCAAAUGCACAGUCUGCCAUUGAAGUGCUAAUUUAAGGGGGCAUAGAAAUAUUUGAAUUUCAAGAAAUGAUUUGGUGCUCAGGGGAAUCAGGUAUUAAGUUGGCAUUUUUGUAAAUUAAAUCUGACUUAAGCACAAACCACACAUCUGGUUAUCAGCAAUGUAACAAAGUAAAAAUAACUUCAGCUUUGUAUUUAGAUACAUUUUACUGAAUUAACCGAACAGUGGGAAAACUUGACAAGACUUGACUUGACAGAACGAUAGAGCAGUAAGUUGUACAGAAUGUAAUUGGUAAGCAAACACUGGCACUGUGUCUACUACAGUCAUUGCUUUGAUAUCCAACUAUCCGAUCAGCUUAUUUUGCUUGGAAUGCAAGCAGUUUGAGAAUGAAAUGGCCAAAAUGCAAAUGCAUGUGGAAUUGUUGAUGUAGUUCAGCUGCAUAUUAAAAUACACACUGCUGCUGCCUGUGAUCCUCUAAAGGCUUAGUGUGAGUAAAGCAGAAACAGGGAACCCAUUCAGGCCUGCAUUCCGUCUAUCUGCCUCACAUCUCAGUUGAGAGAGAGCACUUUAGAGUACACAGCUGUUGGUCAAGCUGAUUUUCUCCCAGAUCAUUUCCCUCAUGUUAUUUCCACAGCAGAGCAGCAGCUGUUUCUUCCCUGCAAAUGAGAAAAGGUUUCCACAAUGAGUCAUUGAAGAGUUGAACCUGGCCAUGUGCCAGGUUUUCUCAAGGUAUCCAGUGUUUUUGACCAGAACUCAGACCAACUUAGUUACACUCACUGAGCUGAAAUACAACCUUGUCUUUUCACUUUGCCAGGUGUUUAUAAUUGCUAAUAUUUUGAAAGUUUUCCUGACUUUGGUUUCAAGUGUUUUUAACUGACACACUUGACUUGUUGGGCCUGGUUUAAGCCCCUGGCUAUCACUCAGGUAUCACUGAGUAUUAUGUUCAGAGGAUGAAUCACUGAACAUGCACCAUUCCCUCACAAGAUGUGAGACGGUUUUCAGCCACCCAUUUUUUCAUCUCGCAGAUUUCACCAUGAAUCACCCACUCGAAUCAUGUUCAUUCACAUGGUUGCACUCACUCACUCACUCACUCACUCACUCACUCGGUGAAAUGACCAAAAUAAAUAAUUGAGUGAUUUAAGUUAUUGACUAUAACUGAGUGCAAGUUCUGAA
Pelmatolapia mariae (spotted tilapia) is the source of this 5529-nucleotide messenger RNA. It is a transcript of the gene chst3a, whose product is annotated as carbohydrate (chondroitin 6) sulfotransferase 3a. Gene Ontology annotation, biological process: N-acetylglucosamine metabolic process; carbohydrate metabolic process. The record is from RefSeq and is a predicted model, not a curated record. The transcript is spliced from 4 exons. Gene Ontology annotation, molecular function: chondroitin 6-sulfotransferase activity; N-acetylglucosamine 6-O-sulfotransferase activity. Gene Ontology annotation, cellular component: trans-Golgi network; Golgi membrane. NCBI's taxonomy places the organism in Eukaryota, Metazoa, Chordata, Actinopteri, Cichliformes, Cichlidae. Bases 216 to 1592 code for a protein of 458 amino acids.